AUGACGUCCACUCUUGACGAACUCACUGUGAGCUCGGUCCGAGGAAUUAUGUUGGUGAAUAAUUUGGAAUACAAGAAGCUAGCUCAACUUUCACAACGUAUCCUCUCGAGUAUGCCUGUUAAAGAUAUUCAUUCGCUUUUUACCGAGGAAGAGAAAGAAAUGCUGAUCUCAGCGCUUACCAUGGAGUCUUCCGCAGACCUUACUUUAGUGAUUGCUUCAUUGCUUGAAAUUUGGAGCCAGUUGACCUUCAAGCAACUUAAGCUAGAUCGAGUGACUGUAUCACUUAGGAAUCUUGGAUUCAAAGAAGGAGUAAUAGAGACAUUAAUAGAGGUGUGGUGUAAACUUGGCCAAGCAGUCUGUGACCGCCUGAGAGACAUCUCAUUUUCAGACAUCCCUGUAUUGCUAGACGUUAAUUGGACACUUCGUAUGGACAUUGCAAACAAGCACUUCCGGAAGCUAAAUUCACCUACUGCGGUGUUCGAAUUAGUAACCGAUGAUGGGCUAAAGUAUGUCGCUCUUUCACGUACUCAGCUGUGUGAACUAUUUGGAACUCUCCAAGACAUCCAAAAAGAAUUGGAUAAUAUACUGCAGUGA
Molecule: messenger RNA, 594 nt
Organism: Enterobius vermicularis (human pinworm)
Lineage: Eukaryota; Metazoa; Nematoda; Chromadorea; Rhabditida; Oxyuridae
Source: the annotation of a GenBank genome assembly